Coffea eugenioides is the source of this 476-nucleotide messenger RNA. RefSeq lists its product as uncharacterized. Bases 21 to 476 code for a protein of 151 amino acids. Lineage: Eukaryota; Viridiplantae; Streptophyta; Magnoliopsida; Gentianales; Rubiaceae. The transcript is spliced from 5 exons. The record is from RefSeq and is a predicted model, not a curated record.
AUCUGGAACUCUAUUUGACAAUGUAUUGGUAUCUGAUGAUCUUGAAUAUGCUAAGAAGUUGGCUGAAGAGACAUGGGGCAAGCAUAAGGAUGCUGAAAAAGCUGCUUUUGAUGAGGCAGAAAAGAAGAGAGAGGAGGAGGAAGCAAAGGAUGACCCAGUCGAUUCUGAUGCUGAGGAAGGCGAUGAUGAUGAUGCUGCUGAUGAAGCAGAUAGUGAUGAUGCAGACGCCAAAUCAGAAACAAAGGAAGAUGUUACUGCCGCAGCUGAGGAAAAUGUUAAAGACGAGCUGUAGGAAAAUACGUGCGAGUGCUGUGGUUGGCCCAACAUGCUGCUGCGAAGAAGAGCUUUGUUGGCAAUUGAGCUCUCGACAUUUUUCAUUUUUCUUUUGGCUUUUAGCUGUAGAAUUGCUGUUUAGGGAAAAAAGAUAUUGGCUUUUGGCUUUUGGCUUUGAGUAUCUUUGUGCUUUGUACCGUUGA